Messenger RNA from Nerophis ophidion (straightnose pipefish), 1605 nucleotides. It is a transcript of the gene cers3a, whose product is annotated as ceramide synthase 3a. Gene Ontology annotation, molecular function: DNA binding; sphingosine N-acyltransferase activity. Gene Ontology annotation, cellular component: membrane. The coding region runs from base 16 to 1233 and encodes 405 amino acids. Lineage: Eukaryota; Metazoa; Chordata; Actinopteri; Syngnathiformes; Syngnathidae. Gene Ontology annotation, biological process: ceramide biosynthetic process. The transcript is spliced from 12 exons. The record is from RefSeq and is a predicted model, not a curated record.
GGCUAGAGUAUACAAAUGAGUUUUAAGAUCCCCACCCAAGCUGGCGCGCGUCCAUGUCCACCUGGCGGGAGCGUCGACGCAAGGAUGUUGGACGUUCUGUACGAGUGGUUCUGGUGGGACAGAAUAUGGUUGCCGGGGAACCUGACCUGGACGGACCUGGAGGACAAAGAGGGGCGGGUCUAUGCCAAAGCCUCACACCUUUACGUCGUGGUCCCCUACGCCUUCGCCUUCCUGUUGGUCAGACACGUCUUUGAGAGGUUGGUCGCCACGCCAUUGGCGGCGCGUGCGGGCAUCAAGUCGAGGGUCAACCUCAAACCGGACGACAACGCCGUCCUCAAACUUUACUACGCCACUCGCAGCAGGAAGCCCACUCAGGCCGACCUGGACGGGCUGUCCAAGAAAAGCUGUCUGUCCGUGAGACAAGUGGAGCGCUGGUUCAGGAGGCGACGCGUUCAAGACCGACCCGGGGUUCUGAAGAAGUUCACCGAGGCCAGCUGGCGCUUCACCUUCUACCUGGCCUCGUCCGUGGGGGGACUGCUCGCUCUUUACGACAAAGAAUGGUUCUCUGACACCGGACACGUGUGGACCACUUUCCCCAAGCAGUCCCUGCUGGACUCCCAGUACUGGUACUACAUCCUGGAGAUGAGCUUCUACGUCUCCCUGCUCUUCAGCGUCUUCUCCGAUGUCAAGAGGAAGGACUUCAGGGAGCAGAUGGUCCACCACGCCGCCACCCUGGUGCUCCUGUCCUUCUCCUGGUGCGUCAACUACAUCCGCGUGGGAACGCUGGUCCUGUUGGUCCACGACGCCUCCGACGUCUUGUUGGAGGCGGCCAAACUGCUGAAUUACGCCAAAAUGGAGAAAAGCUGCCAACUCGUUUUUGUGCUUUUUGCUCUCGUCUUCAUCGUCACGCGUCUCGUCAUCUUCCCCUUCUGGCUGAUUCACUGCACGUGGGUGUACCCCCUCCACCAUUACCCCGCCUUCUUCGGCUACUACUUCUUCAACGCCAUGCUCCUCCUCCUCCUCGGCCUGCACGUCUUCUGGGCCCUCCUCAUCCUCGCCAUGGUCAGGAAGUUCAUCUUCGGCACCCUGACCAGGGACGAGAGGAGCGACCACGAGGAUGAUGAGGAGGAAGAGAGCAGCCUGACUGGCGAUGACGUCGUUGCAAAAAACAACAAUGGCUGCCUGGACUGUUUGGCCUCUGACAAUGUCUGCCACUACAAGACGCUGCACUGAGGCGCCCCCUAGUGGUGAUCCCAUACAACAACAACACUCCUUGAAGGCACUUUCACAACAUUGUGGGAAAUGUAGGCGGCUCGGCAUUGUUCCUGCUUGGCAGGACACUGAAACAUUUGAUAUUAGUCUUUUUUUAAUGAGAAGUGACCUAAAUUAUUAUCAGCUUUACGUCUUCAUCCUCUCUUUCUUUCACUUUAAGUGGUCCUAAACAUUCAAGACGUCUUCACUCGUCGAGCACGACAUCUUCUGUCUUCACCGUGUCCACUUUCUCUGCCACUUCCUGUCCCCGCCAAAACCGCGUCCUUAUUAGUAAAGUGACAAAAAAAAAACACAAUCAAGUUGUAAUAAACCUUCAUUAUGUUAUCAUAACAA